CGAGAUGCCACUCUCCUUACGCCCUGGCACUCCCGCGGAUGCGCCCUCGCUAUCCAAGAUCUGCCUCUUAACAGGGAAUUACGGCACGAGCGCAGAGCACCUCCAUUCCCGGGGAGAACUCUUGGGCCUUGUUUACGCUGAACCGUACGUACUUAGAGACGGGACUUUCGCAUUUGUACUUGUAGAUUCAGCUGAACGUGAGGAAGGGGAGGAGGGGACGGAGGAACGGAAAGAGGAGGUCGUGGGGUAUAUCAUUGGCGCGUACGAUACGGCGUUGUAUGAAGCUGAGCGGGGCAGGGACUGGUUCCCCCUUUUGGCGAAAAAGUACCCCGUUGGAUCAGAAGGGACAGACGCGGACAAGUAUUAUUACGGGUUGUUUGCUAGCCCCCCAAAGACGGGGCAGGACGUGCUUUCCAUCUACCCUUCGCAUCUGCAUAUCGACAUCCUCCCCGCGUACCAGCGUACCGGCUGGGGCCGCAAGAUGGUGCACACGAUCAUCGAGCAUCUUUCGUCGAAGGGGUACAAAGGUGUCUGGGCGGGCAUCGAUAGCCGAAACGAAGCCGGGCGGAGGUGGUAUAUUAAGUUGGGGUUCAGGAGAGUGGAAAGCGAGGUAGGCGAGUAUUGGGUUAUGGACUUCGAUAGGUGGGAUGGGAUAAGGGGGAGGCCCGUGGAGGGGGCGUAG
Messenger RNA from Dacryopinax primogenitus, 682 nucleotides. RefSeq names its product acyl-CoA N-acyltransferase. Bases 5 to 682 code for a protein of 225 amino acids. Gene Ontology annotation, molecular function: acyltransferase activity, transferring groups other than amino-acyl groups. Lineage: Eukaryota; Fungi; Basidiomycota; Dacrymycetes; Dacrymycetales; Dacrymycetaceae. The transcript is spliced from 2 exons. The record is from RefSeq and is a predicted model, not a curated record.